Ricinus communis (castor bean) is the source of this 1256-nucleotide messenger RNA. RefSeq names its product vacuolar protein sorting-associated protein 28 homolog 1. Gene Ontology annotation, biological process: protein transport to vacuole involved in ubiquitin-dependent protein catabolic process via the multivesicular body sorting pathway. The transcript is spliced from 2 exons. Bases 338 to 967 code for a protein of 209 amino acids. Gene Ontology annotation, molecular function: protein-containing complex binding. NCBI's taxonomy places the organism in Eukaryota, Viridiplantae, Streptophyta, Magnoliopsida, Malpighiales, Euphorbiaceae. The record is from RefSeq and is a predicted model, not a curated record. Gene Ontology annotation, cellular component: ESCRT I complex.
UCAUCUCAACUGCUACACGUAGAUGCCGUAAGCAGUAAUAAUAAUGUAAGCGAGCCCACACGCAACCCCUUCCCUUCUCUCUCUCUCUCUCUCUCUCUCUCUCUCCCUCCCCCUCCUUCCCUUUUUUUUUUUUUCUUUAAUUCUCUCUCUCUCUUCGUCUCUGCUAACUCCAGAGAGAAAUAUUGAGCCUUCACGUUAUUCAAAGCCGCGUUUUUUCACUUCCUCGAAGAAGGCUAGUGCUCUUUGCGCGUGUCCCGUUCUCUUCUCCAAUCCUCCACGCAUACCCUAAUAUAUCUAACUUCGAGAGUAGUUUUUUUAAAGCUUAUACAUAUAUUCAAUGGAGGUCAAACUAUGGAAUGACAAGCGCGAAAGAGAAAUGUAUGAGAAUUUUGCUGAGCUCUAUGCCAUAAUUAAAGCCACAGAGAAGCUUGAAAAGGCCUACAUUCGUGACAUAAUCUCUUCAUCUGACUAUGAAACUGAGUGCCAGAAACUUAUUGCUCAUUUCAAAACCCUAGCCUCCACAUUGAAAGACAUAGUUCCUAGCAUUGAGCGCUUUGCCGACACAUACAAGAUGGAUUGUCCAGCUGCCAUAAACCGUUUGGUGACCUCUGGGGUGCCUGCGACAGUGGAACACCGGGCUGCUGCAGCUUCCUCAGCUACUACCUCUGCUGCUAUUGUGGCAGAGUGUGUGCAGAACUUUAUUACAGCUAUGGAUUCCUUGAAAUUGAAUAUGGUGGCAGUGGAUCAAGUGUACCCUUUGCUCUCAGACCUUUCAGCUUCACUUAAUAAAUUGAGCAUCUUGCCACCAGAUUUUGAGGGGAAAUUAAAGAUGAAAGACUGGAUUACUAGGCUGUCUAAGAUGGGGGCUUCGGAUGAGUUAACAGAGCAGCAGGCUCGGCAGCUACACUUUGAUCUCGAAUCCUCCUAUAAUUCUUUUAUGGCAGUUUUGCCUAGUGCUGGCACUUGAUUUGAUGUUGGUGAGCUUGUAAAUUAAUGGGCAAAGUCCUGGUUUGAUUAUGCAUUACAUAAUAUCUUGUUUAUUGCUGCAACAUGGCAGAACCCCUCAGCAACGAGUUGGAAAAAUUACUAAUUUUGUAACAGCUUAUAUACAUUUUGGGAAUGGCUGAACGAUUAAACAGAGGCUUUUUUUGUUGUGUUAUAUUUUGUAAAUUGUCUGUACUUGAAUUUAGUACCCUCUCUAAUAGUCAUUCAUCUUUUCAUUUUUCUCUUAUGAAAAAUGAUUUUUCUCUUCUAAA